CUAUCAAGAGAAUCAUGCACAUCCAGAACACAAGAGAUAGAUGCACGCAUAUGCACGUGACCACGCGCCGAACAUCUAUGAUCCUAGGACGUACACCAACACCUUGCAAGCCAUGCACGCAAGCUUGCGUGGGAUAUGAAGGAAGCUAGCAGGUACAGUUGCGACAAUGGAGGGGAUUAAUUAGGAGCCAGCCAGCCAAGCCAGCAGGGUAGUAGUGUAGUAGCAGCAGCAAUACGUCCUCCUAGCAGUAGCAGAAGCAGCUACUUCUGUUCCAAAAUAAAUUUAUUUCUUACCUAUCUUAUACUCUCUUCGUCUCAAAAUAAAUAGUCUUCUAUUUUAAAAUUUUAAACUAGAGGGUUGUAAUUAUUUUGAGACGGAGGAUGUACAAAACUAGUAUACUCCUAUUUACCAAAUCUCAAUGUGAUUAUUUGUCACUUUAUUUACUCUUAAAGUAUUUAUCGUCUGUUAUUUCAUAAACUUCAAUACAACGAUUACUUAAAAAAAAUAAAUUUAUUUUGAAACAAAUAGGAAUGAACUUAUUUUUAUUAGGACACAAAAGAGUACGUACUACUAGCAGCAGCUAGCUAGCAGAUGGCAACAGAUUUGAUGACGGCUAUGUAUGUAUGUAUGCAUGUAGCGUAUGCAAGUGAGUAGCUGCACUGCAUGCCGCCGCUGCUGCCAUCUCACGGCCGGAUGGUGGUGGCGUUAUGGCGCGCAGCAGCAGCAGAGUGAUCGGAGCUAGUAAUGCAAUGCAGUGCAAGGGCGGCUUAAAUGGGGGAGGAGGUGGCCGGAGAGAUUUGAGAGAGGGAGAGACUAGCAGCCACAGUAUUUAAGUUCACUACUUGUCACCCUUUAAUGCCCAGACUGCCCUCCACUCUUUUAAUGAGGCGUUGGAUGAAGGCCAUUUAAGAAACCCCCCUCUCCUCUCUGCUCAUCCUCCUCCCUCUUUACUGCACCACGCUCUCACCCUCAUGACAUCAACAACAACCCCCUAUAAAAUUCGAGUUCCCGGCUGCCAUCUUGCAGUUGUAGAACAAGAAUAGAAGCAGCAGCAGCAACAGCAAUCGCAGUAAGAGCAGUAUAUGUAUAUUACUAUAUAUAUAAGUUAUAGCAGACAGCAGCAGUAGAAACUAGAAAACUUGGAAGAGAGUAGACGAUCGAAGAGAUCAGAAUUGCUUACAGGAUCGGCCGGUCGAUGGAGGUGCAGCCGGAGCUCUCCCUGGGGCCGACGUUGCUGGGCUUCGGCGUCGGUGCCGGCGCCGGCAAGAGCUCGUCGUCGUCGGAGUCGGACGGCAGCAGCGACGACGGCAGCAGGAAGAGGAGGAAGCACUUCGCCUGGGAGGAGGCCGUGUCCCACGCGAGCCUGGACCUCCACCUCAACGACCCCCUCCCCAUGGACUGGGAGCAGUGCCUUGACCUACACUCUGGGAGGAUGUACUACCUGAACAGGAAGACCAUGAGGAAGAGCUGGGUGAGGCCCAUGGAGGAGCACGGCGGCAGCAACACUCUGGACCUGGAGCUCAACAUCUCCACGAUCCCGUCCACCUUCCACGUCGGAGCCGGCAAGGCGAGCUCUGGCGGCGCCGCUGCCAUCGCGGAGGACGAUGCGAGGAUCGCCGGCGGCGGUGGCGGCGUAGGCUCGUUGGGACCAAUGGUGGCCGUCCCGUGCGUCAACUGCCACCUCCUCGUCAUGCUCUGCAAGUCCUCGCCGGCGUGCCCCAACUGCAAGUUCGUGCAGCCGUCGGUGCCGGCGCCGGCCAUGCCGCGGACGCCGCCGCGUCGCCGGCUGGAGGCCACCGUCAAGCCGCUGGAGACGCUCAGCCUUCUGCACUAAAGCAAAUUAAGAAAGAUGACAGUAGAAAAUGCGGGGGAGAGAGUGACAGACAGCAAGUGAAAGCAGCUACAAAUGUGUUAAUUACUACUCAGCAGUAGUGAUGAUAGAUGAGCUAGAUUAUGGGUGGGGUGUGCUGUGUGUGUGGAUCAAUUUACUGUAUGAGUGCUGCACAUGCUACAUUGCUUCAAUGCAAAUGAGGCGAUCAAGUAGUAAAUGGGAUUAAUUAAGCGUA
Messenger RNA from Oryza sativa Japonica Group (Japanese rice), 2066 nucleotides. RefSeq names its product protein CURLY FLAG LEAF 1. Gene Ontology annotation, molecular function: protein binding. The record is from RefSeq and is a predicted model, not a curated record. NCBI's taxonomy places the organism in Eukaryota, Viridiplantae, Streptophyta, Magnoliopsida, Poales, Poaceae.